This is a messenger RNA of Dibothriocephalus latus, 261 nucleotides long. NCBI's taxonomy places the organism in Eukaryota, Metazoa, Platyhelminthes, Cestoda, Diphyllobothriidea, Diphyllobothriidae. The record is from the annotation of a GenBank genome assembly.
AUGGGCGCCCGCAAGUCUGACACUUUGCGCAUCCAGCAUGCCUCCGUAAGGCCAAACGCAUCUUUUGUCGCAGCCACUUUGCUCAUCGCUUAUCGUCCCAUCGCUUGGUGCCGACCAGCGGGCGAUGCGUGUGGUCCUAACAGCGCUUCAAAGGACAAAGACAGGAUGAGUACGUUUGGACGCAAAAGAUCGCUAGAGCUCUGUUGGCCAACGAAACGUCGGUGUGAGGCCAUUGUACUCGCUGAGUUCUCGAAACCAUGA